UUGAUGGUUGACUGCUUCUACAACUUCAACCACCAUUGCUAGCUAGCUACUGUCAUCAUUCUACAAAUUAUCAUCUCGUCACCCCCAAAUUCAUAUAAACCUUUAAAACUCUACCAAGUUGAAUAAAGAGACAAUCUGUCUUCGUGGUUUCUUCUUUUCAGUUUUGACCACAAUUAACUGAAUGGUGCUUUAAUUCCAAAAGCCCUCUCUCUCUCUCUCUCUGCAUUCAUUGAUAGAAAGCAAGGUGACCCACAUCAUCAUGUUCGGUUCUGGCUUUUGGAUUGGUUCUGAUUUGAAGGGUCAUAUUGAAUUGGCAUGAGAAUUUGUUUGGUGGGUGCUUUAAUUGUGGUGCAAGCACCUCAGCCAAAAGGGUUUAGGUGUUCCUUUUCAAUUUGAGAUAAAGUUGGCAUCUUUUUACCAUUUAUUUAGGAACACUCGUCUAGUUUUAGUUUCCACUGUUUUUGCUCUUCUGGGACGAUUUCGGAUAGGGAUAAAAUUGGCUCUGGUUUUGAUCAUCAAAGAUAUUUGGCAAAACUGUGUUGCAAAGAGAUUCCUUUUUUUGUGUGUGGCAUGAACGUCAAAGGGGGUUUCUAAUCUGGGAAACCUGUUUCUUCUAUGGGAAAUCAUGCCGAAAUUGUUGAAGGACUGCUGCCAACUCAGACCUUCAAGGUGCACGCUCAAAUGUGUUCAGAACUAUUUAAGGUGGUCGUUCGAGUUUCAAAGAACUUUCCAGAAAUAGAAGCAGCCCGACCUCGAUGCUCUUCAGGAAUAGAGGCUCUUUGCUUGUUAAACAAUGGUAUUGCAAAAGCCAAGUCUCUGCUGCAGUACUGUAGUGAGUCGAGUGUACUUUAUCUGGCACUUACUGGUGAUGCAAUAUUGUCCAGAUGCAAAAAGUCGAGAAAUUUAUUGGAGCAAAGUCUCUGCCAAGUUCAAUCUAUGGUCCCGGUGGCGCUGGCUGCCAAGAUUUCUGGAAUUAUUGCUGAUCUAAGUAGUGCUGCAUUCUAUCUGGAUCCGUCCGAAGAGGAGGCUGGAAGGGUUCUUCGGGAAUUGCUUCACCGAUAUGGCUCAACAGUUGAUUCGACAGAGGAAGCUGCACUUGCUGCUAUUCACACUGUUUCAUCCCGUCUUCGUAUUUCAUCAAAAAAGGCUCUACUGACCGAGAAAAGAUCUCUCAAAAAGUUGCUCGACAAGUUUGGAGAAACUGAACCAAGCAAGAGGAAGAUAUUGAUAUUCUUCCUGAAUCUUCUGAAUAAAUACGGAAAGGUUAUAGCAGAAACGCAAAAGGACAAUCAUUCAUCAGAGCGUGGCAACCAUUUCCCAGCUCCAAACCCGUAUCUUUUAACAUAUGACGUGGAGCUCCGUGCAGAUUAUCGAUCUAAUGAAGCUCAGAUCAACAUCUUGAGCAGGCCAGUGCCACCUGAGGAAUUCGUAUGCCCUUUAUCAUCGAGGCUUAUGUAUGAUCCGGUUGUCAUUGCAUCGGGGCAAACUUAUGAAAGGACGUGGAUCCAAAAGUGGUUCGACGAAGGUCAGAAUACUUGCCCCAAGACUCAUGUGAAGCUGCCUAAUAUGUCUUUCACAUCAAAUACUGGUAUGAAGGAUCUAAUCAUCAAGUGGUCUGCCAUGCAUAGUGUGUCCGUUCCCGACCCGAAAAUGCAGGAGAGACAUCUUAGGUCUUGGGAUUCCAUCAACUCCAUCAACUCCAUUGCUAGCCUGACCAAUUCCAUGAAUGAUCUGAAUCUUCCACUAGAUUACAGCAAUGUGUCGAUUGGAUCUAGUCACAGUUCAGAUUACUCGAGCACCAAGAUCAGUAACGAAACGAGACCUACUACACAUGAAAUUGACUGGGUGUUUCUAUCAAAACUCAGUACACUUCCUUGGGAUUCUCAGUGCAACGCAGUCGAGGAUGUCAAGAAGCGACUGAUGCACAAUGAUCAAUCUUGGUCGAGUAUCCCGUCAAGAAAGUUUGUCCGAACAAUCAUCGGAUUUUUGAAGGAUGCCCACGACCGCCAUGACAUGGAAGCGCAGAUAACGGGAUGUCUGCUAUUGUACGAGGUGGUGCAGAAGCAGGGAAACAGUGUUUCGUAUUUGAAGGAAGACGAGUACGGUCUGUUAGCAUCGCUUCUUGACACAGAAGUCUCCAAGCAAGCUCUCUCCAUAUUGAGUGAGCUUUCCAACCAACAAUGUGGUCAGAAAAUCGCUGCAUCGGGUGCUCUCGUUGGCAUCUUUAACAUACUCGAUAGCCAGAUUCUGGAACUGCUGGAACCAGCCUUAAAGAUACUGAGAAACCUUUCCUCAAACGACCAUGUCGGUUCCUUCAUAAUCCCUUCAAAACUGAUUCCUAAACUAAUCCCAUUUUUCGAAGACGACAGCCUGGCGAGUCACUGCAUAGCCAUUCUGAAGAACUUAUGCGACAGCGAAGAGGCUAGACUUGCUGUUGCUAACACAGAUGGUUGUAUUGCUGCAAUCGCCAAACUACUCGAGAGAGAGAAUCGGGAGGACCAAGAGCACGCGGUUUCAAUACUACUCAACAUGUGCUCUCAGCGAGCCGAGUUCAGUGAGUUGGUGAUGGAGGAGGGCGUCAUCCCCGACCUCGUUAGCAUCUCUGUCAACGGGAGCAAGAGAGCAGCUGCGAUGGCGAUGGAAAUGCUGCGGAUUCUGAAAGAGGAUACGGCUGGAGAAAACUCUGGAGCAGAUGCUGCUAGUGUAAUAGAGUCUACCCCACAGAGGUAUGACAGAAACACUCCUAAAGCAUCAGGAUUUUUGGGCAAAUUUUUCUCUAAAUCAAAUGGGAAGAAGAAAAAAGAAGUAAUGAGGUAGUGCUUGGGAAUAUGGUUUGUUCAUUAUAUGUAGCUGUUUGAGAAUAUAUUGAUAUACAGUUAGCCAGUUAGGUGUAUAUAAUUAUUUUCAAAUUGGAUUCAAGAUUUAUAGUUCACGUAUAUACACAUUGAUGCCAACAUUCAUAACAAA
Salvia splendens (bonfire salvia) is the source of this 2967-nucleotide messenger RNA. Its product is annotated as U-box domain-containing protein 5. The record is from RefSeq and is a predicted model, not a curated record. Gene Ontology annotation, molecular function: ubiquitin-protein transferase activity. Lineage: Eukaryota; Viridiplantae; Streptophyta; Magnoliopsida; Lamiales; Lamiaceae. The transcript has 6 exons. The coding region runs from base 616 to 2817 and encodes 733 amino acids. Gene Ontology annotation, biological process: protein ubiquitination.